UUCUAUAACGUGAUGGAUUCAUGGUAUUAUCCACCUGGGCGUCAAACUUUAAAAAGUUACUGGCUUCACGCAGCAGGAUCUAAAUCCCCCACACUUCCGGUACAGAAUGAAGAAAAGCGAAACCUGGAGCUCGGAGGCCAUGUGGGCUUUGACCGUCUUCCAGAUCAGCUGGUCAGCAAAUCAGUCGCUCAGGGGUUUUGCUUCAACAUCCUCUGUGUAGGCGAGACAGGGAUAGGCAAGUCAACGCUGAUGAACACUCUUUUCAAUACGACAUUCGAAAACGAGGAAGCCAGCCACUAUGAGAGUGAUGUACAUCUACGCCCACAGACCUACGAUCUGCAGGAGAGUAAUGUCAACCUCAAGCUGACCAUUGUGCACACUGUCGGGUUUGGAGACCAGAUCAACAAGGAGGAAAGCUAUAAACCGAUUCUUGAGUAUAUUGACACCCAGUUUGAAAAGUAUCUGGAGGAAGAGCUGAAAAUAAAGCGUUCCCUGUGCAACUACAACGACACAAGAAUCCACAUUUGCCUGUAUUUCAUCGCUCCCAACGGCCACUCCCUGAAGUCUCUGGAUCUCGUCACAAUGAAGAAACUGGACAGCAAGGUGAACAUCAUCCCUGUCAUUGCAAAGGCUGACACAGUUUCCAGGAGUGAACUGGAUAAAUUGAAGAUCAAGAUAAUGAGCGAGCUGGUCAGCAACGGAGUUCAGAUUUAUCAGUUCCCCACAGAGGAUGAGGCCGUUGCAGAGAUCAACUCCUCCAUGAACACACAUCUUCCCUUUGCUAUGGUUGGAAGUGUAGAAGACGUUAAAGUAGGAAAUAAGAUGGUGAAAGCGAGACUGUACCCCUGGGGAAUAGUACAGGUGGAGAAUGAAAACCACUGUGAUUUUGUGAAGCUGAGGGAGAUGCUGCUGCGUGUGAACAUGGAGGAUCUCCGUGAUCAAACGCAUGCUCGGCACUAUGAACUCUACCGUCGCUGCAAGCUGGAAGAGAUGGGCUUCAAGGACACAGGGCCUGACAGCCAGUCCUUCAGCCUUCAGGAGACAUACGAAGGAAAGAGGAAGGAGUUCAUUGUGGAGCUGCAGCGCAAAGAGGAAGAAAUGAGGCAGAUGUUUGUCAACAAAGUGAAGGAGACAGAAGCAGAGCUGAAAGAAAAGGAAAAAGAGCUUCAUGAGAGGUUCGAGCAGCUCAAGCGGAUGCACCAGGAUGAAAAGAAGAAUCUGGAAGAGAAAAGACGGGAACUAGAAGAAGAGAUGAACGCCUUCAACAGAAGAAAGGUUGCAGCUGAGACACUGAUGGGACAGGCACUGCAGGGCUGCUCACAACAGCCAUUCAAGAAGGACAAGGACAAGAAGAAUUGAAUUAUGGAUCAAACAUCCAGGAAUGUGUCUGCCGUCAGCAUGGGAAAAACAGUCUGUUAUAACUUACUGACACUGUAUGUGUGGACUCAAUGACACAGUGACUGUGCACGUAUGUGAGCCUGAAUAAUGGGGUGGCUCUAAGCCACUGUGUACUUAUGGAUCAAAAAGGUAGCUUUGCUCAGUGUGUUUAAUUUGUUCCUGGUGCUGACUCUGCGGGACACAUGAUAACAAAUCUGUAGACUGUUUUCACAAGAUGUAGCUUGUGUUUUUUCAAUUUCUGCCCAUGAAUGUGUCCAUCUCCUGAAGUCUAUAUUUCUCAGAGACACUGACAACACUUUAUAGAAUCAGGAGACUGAGCCAGAAUUUCUUAUUGUAAUAUAUAAUGUUUAAUAAUGGAUAUAAAAAUACUGAUGGUUGAUCUUUUUAAUUGUUGGUAGUUAGAUCAUUUGAGGUCAGAUAAUUUGGUAGUUAGAUGAUGAGGUAAGAUUAACGUUGUUAUAAAAAUGAAAAUAAUUGAAUUUAUGUACAGUGAGUCUAUUUUGCCUUCAUUUACAUUAAAAUAAAAAAUGUGGAUUGAAAACACAGAGGAUCAGUUUAUCUGUCAGCUGAACUCCAACCCUUUUUAUUUUUUUCAGUCCUCACAUCCCAUCACAUCUGUCAUUUGUAUGAUUCAUAUUUUACCUGCUGUCAUCACCCAAACUUGGUUUUCUGAUCCAUUUGGUUUAUUAACAGUGUUUCUGUCCAAGUGUUUAAUUCAAGCUUCAAUUUUGCUUUUGACUUCAGUCAGUUGUUACAAACAGGAUAAAUAACAAAAAUGCUGAUUUAACUUUAUCAUUUGCACUAAAUCUCACUUGUAAAUCUGC
Paralichthys olivaceus (Japanese flounder) is the source of this 2222-nucleotide messenger RNA. It is a transcript of the gene septin8, whose product is annotated as septin-8-A. Gene Ontology annotation, cellular component: septin ring; microtubule cytoskeleton; cell division site. The record is from RefSeq and is a predicted model, not a curated record. Gene Ontology annotation, biological process: cytoskeleton-dependent cytokinesis; intracellular protein localization. Gene Ontology annotation, molecular function: GTP binding; GTPase activity; molecular adaptor activity. Lineage: Eukaryota; Metazoa; Chordata; Actinopteri; Pleuronectiformes; Paralichthyidae.